Syzygium oleosum is the source of this 2259-nucleotide messenger RNA. Its product is annotated as zeatin O-glucosyltransferase-like. Gene Ontology annotation, molecular function: UDP-glycosyltransferase activity. Bases 291 to 1712 code for a protein of 473 amino acids. Lineage: Eukaryota; Viridiplantae; Streptophyta; Magnoliopsida; Myrtales; Myrtaceae. The transcript has a single exon. The record is from RefSeq and is a predicted model, not a curated record.
UUCCUAUGUAUAAUAAACCUAUACCAUCCCCCUGUGUACAAAAAUGUAUAUCUAACUUUUCAAACGCAUUCUAAGAACGUUGGGUUCCUCCCCUUUUUAUAUGAACCUAUAUCCAACCCCCUUAAACACACCCAAACCAAAUUUCCUCGAUUCAUUUCUGAUCUGUUUCUCUCUAAGCCAAAAUUUGAAAGGAAAAAAAAAGCGCACAGCACACUAUAAAACGAAAAAUUUCCUCCCACCAACACCAACAAGACCAAAACUAUGUGCAAAAACUACCGAACGGCCUGAAAAUGAAAGAAGUCUCAAGAUCGGUGGUGGUGAUCAUGGUGCCUCUCCCGGCGCAAGGCCACCUCAACCAGCUCGUCGAGCUCGCCUACCUCGUCGCCUCGUACGGCAUCCCUGUCCACUAUGUCGGCUCCGCCUCCCACAACCACCAGGCCAAGCUCCGCUCCCACAUCCCGCCCUCGUCCUCACCCAGCGACAUCUGCUUCCACAACUUCCCAACCCCGCCCUUCCUCUCCCCCGCCCCGAACCCUAAUUCGACUUGCAAGUUCCCCUCCCACCUCCAGCCAGCGUUCGACGCCGCUUCGUUGCUCCGCGGCCCCAUCGCCUCCCUCAUCCGCUCCCUCUCCUUGGAGUCGAGGCGGGUUGUCGUGGUCCACGACUCGCUGAUGGGGUCCGUGGUCCAGGACGCCGCCUCAGUCCCCAAUGCCGAGAACUACGUCUUCCACUCGGUUUCCGCCUUCGCGCUUUACUGGUACAAGUGGGAGGCCACGGGGAUUGUGCUGCCGCGGGAGGAGGAGGUCGAUAUCGUGGAGCUCCUCUCCUCCAAUGGCUUCCCGUCCCUCCAGGACUCAUUCACCGACGAGUUCUUGAAGUUCAUCGCAUUGCAGCACGAGUUCAAGAAGUUAAGCUCGGGAAUCAUCUACAACACAUGCAGGGUUGUCGAAGGCCAUUAUGUAGACUUAUUUACCAGUGCAACAGCGAACAGCAUCACAACCAAGCACUGGGCAAUCGGGCCGUUCAACCCGGUCAAAGUACCCGAAAAGAAGUCGAGAAGAUCGGCUCACGGGUGCAUGGAGUGGCUCGACAAGCAAGCACUGAACUCAGUGAUAUAUGUGUCCUUCGGCACCACAACGGCGCUGAGCAACAAGCAGAUCCACGAGAUCGCGACUGGGUUGGAAUGUAGUGGACAGAAGUUCAUCUGGGUAUUGAGGGAAGCUGACAAGGCAGACGUUUUCAGCGGCGGAGGAGAGGCGAGGAAAAUCGAACUGCCCCAAGGGUUCGAAGAGAUGGUGGAGACUCGAGAUUUAGGCCUGCUGGUGAGGGACUGGGCGCCGCAGCUCGAGAUCUUGGGGCACCCUGCGACAGGCGGGUUCUUGAGCCACUGCGGGUGGAACUCUUGCAUGGAGAGCAUCAGCAUGGGAGUGCCGAUCCUCGCAUGGCCUAUGCAUUCGGAUCAGCCCCGGAAUGCUGUCUUGAUCAGCAAAGUCCUCAAGAUUGGACUUAUUGUCAAGGACUGCAUGAGCCAAAACAAGGUCGUGAAGUCAUCCGAGAUCCAAGGUGCCGUGAAGGCGCUCAUGGCGUCGGAGCAAGGUGACGAGAUGAGGAAGAGGGCGGCGGAGUUAGGGGUCGCCGUCCGGGGGUCAAUGGAUGAGGGCGGAGUUUCUCGGGCCGAGUUGGACUCUUUCAUCACUCAUAUCUCUAGAUAAGUUCUCUCCCUUUUUCUUAUUCUGUUCUUAGCAUUAAAGAUAUAUCUUAGUUAACGGGAGAGGGAGAGAGAGAGAACAUUCUAUAUAAAUUCAGUCUGCGAGUGAUUCAAUGUAAAAAGCAAUCAUUAUAUAGAAAGUAUAUGAAAGCAUGUAUCUUCUGUAAGAUUUAAUGUGGAUUCAUAUAUAUUUUUAAUAAAUGAUCGACUUGAAAUAGAACGAGUUCAGAACCUAAGUAUUAUUCGAAGAGUUGUGGAGAACUUAGGUCGUGAUUUGUCGUGGGCUGUAGGAACAUGUGGUUGUUGUCAGGGAUGUAAACAUGUGCAAGACCUAAUCUGCAGUUGUUGUCGAGGACGUACGUAAAAACGUUCAGAGGCCCAUCCAAGGGCAAUUACCCGACCUUCGGACCAAUAUCCAAGGGCAAAAAUUGCAGUUUUUCAUCUUCAUUUAUCAAUUGUAUGGUAAACAUUGAUCUCUAUGCGACACAUCUUUGAUUCUGCCGACAUUUGUAAUUUAUGAAUUGUUGAAUGAUCAUGUCUUUAUCAUUGUA